This is a messenger RNA of Aspergillus luchuensis, 1014 nucleotides long. RefSeq lists its product as uncharacterized. The transcript is spliced from 4 exons. The coding region runs from base 1 to 1014 and encodes 337 amino acids. The record is from RefSeq and is a predicted model, not a curated record. NCBI's taxonomy places the organism in Eukaryota, Fungi, Ascomycota, Eurotiomycetes, Eurotiales, Aspergillaceae.
AUGCGAAGGCGGACGCUCGUACCUCUGACUUCCAUUGAGUCAGCCAUGCCAGCCGCGAAGAGAGACGUUCGUGGCACCGUCUGGUUUGGGGGAAUGCGGCCGCUCGUGGUCUCUACGCAACAUGAACCUCCGAGCAAUGCCUCGCAUCGCGUCCCAAGCGACCAGACGUCCAGUCGUGCCACUUCUGGGCUGAACUGUCCACCGCCACAGCAUUUGACUCCCAAUCCGGCGCCCCGUGAAAUUCUAGCACGAAGCCCUUGGGAAAUAUAUGAACCUCGCGCCUGCAUCUACUAUGGGCGAAUCAUGGUGCUGGCUAGGCAUCGAAAGAAUAAGGCCACCUUAGUCCACAUCCAGAUGCAGGCCGUGGAGCGAUCGGCGAUAGAGAUGUGUGUCCAAAUGAUUGAUCGGCUAGCUCAUCGCAGUAUCCCGCGCCUUCUAGAUGUGUUCCAGUAUGCAGAACGAUAUCUUCUUAUGUGGGAGCCCUUCGAGUGCACUCUCCACGAAGCUUUAGCGCUGAGCUGUCGCAUCACCGAAAGUGAAGUGGCCCAGAUCUUGUGGCCAGUGUUCAGGUGCCUUCAAUUCUUACGCGGCCAGUCCAGGGAGCUGGCCAGCCUCACACCUCGAGAUAUCUUAUUCACCGAGGAGGGUGAAGUAAAAAUUGCGGGUAUCGAGAACAGUCGCCAAGUCGACCCUUCCCGUGCCGACGCAAUGACUUCUACAUUCAAUGCUCUCCGGUCGAUUUUCGAGAAGAUCAUGCAGAAAAAUGGCUCCAAUUUUACUUGGAGCCAGGAGAUCCGAAGCUUUCAAUCGGCGCUGGCCAAGAGCACCUCCGCGCGAUGCUUGGAUAAGUUGGUGCAACACACCUUUUUUGAGCAAGUGACCGGGGAGGGAGGCCUAAAGGUACUAGUAGAUUUGGCGAACAAGACCAUCUUCCACGAAAUCACAUUUCCGCCCGAGAACUCUCUUGCCAAGACUGCGCCACUAGGGAAGCCUGUGGAGCCGUCUACGACAUAG